This is a messenger RNA of Colletotrichum chrysophilum, 2889 nucleotides long. RefSeq lists its product as uncharacterized. Lineage: Eukaryota; Fungi; Ascomycota; Sordariomycetes; Glomerellales; Glomerellaceae. Gene Ontology annotation, cellular component: mRNA cleavage and polyadenylation specificity factor complex. Gene Ontology annotation, molecular function: RNA binding. The record is from RefSeq and is a predicted model, not a curated record. The coding region runs from base 1 to 2889 and encodes 962 amino acids. Gene Ontology annotation, biological process: mRNA 3'-end processing by stem-loop binding and cleavage. The transcript is spliced from 2 exons.
AUGUUUACCUUCUGCCCCCUCCAGGGCGCUCUUUCCGAGUCGUCGGCAUCGCAGUCCAUUCUCGAGCUUGAUGGAGGUGUCAAGAUCCUGAUUGAUCUCGGAUGGGACGAGUCUUUCGAUGUUGAGAAGCUGCGGGAGCUCGAAAAACAGGUCCCGACGCUGUCCAUUAUCCUCCUGACCCACGCCACGACGUCGCAUCUCGCUGCGUUCGCACACUGCUGCAAGAACUUUCCUCUAUUCACGCGCAUUCCCGUGUACGCGACUCGUCCUGUCAUCGACCUCGGUCGCACCCUCACCCAAGACCUCUACGCAUCGACCCCUCUGGCUGCGACAAAGAUCCCUCACGGUUCCCUCAGCGAGGCGGCCUACUCCUACUCCCAGCAACCGACCGGCGACAGCGACUUUCUCCUACAAGCGCCGACCCCCGAAGAAAUUACACGAUACUUCUCCCUUAUCCAACCUCUCAAGUAUUCGCAACCUCACGAGCCGCUGCCGUCCCCAUUCUCCCCGCCCCUCAAUGGUCUCAUGAUCACUGCCUAUAAUGCGGGCCACAGUUUAGGAGGAACGAUAUGGCAUAUACAGCAUGGCUUGGAAUCGAUCGUCUAUGCGGUGGACUGGAACCAGGCAAGAGAAAAUGUCUAUGCCGGUGCCGCAUGGCUAGGAGGAGCGGGCGGUGGCGGUGCGGAGGUUAUUGAACAACUACGCAAGCCCACCGCACUGGUUUGCAGCAGUCGUGGUGCGGAGAAAGUUGCCCAGGCAGGCGGUCGCGCAAAGCGUGACGAGCAGCUGGUCGACAUGAUCAAGCUUUGCGUCAGUCGAGGAGGCACUUGCCUAAUCCCCGUCGAUUCAAGCGCUCGUGUUUUGGAAAUCGCGUAUCUGCUCGAGCACACAUGGCAGGUCGACUCCGAGACUGAUGACAAUUCUCUAAAGGCAGCCAAGCUCUACCUCGCUGGACGGAAUAUGUCAAGUACGCUCCGGUAUGCGCGAAGCAUGCUGGAGUGGAUGGACGACAAUAUUGUCCGGGAGUUCGAAUCAGUUGCUGACGGUCAGCGCAAAGCAAACGGCGCAGAUGGGAAGACCAAGGAGGCUGUGCCCUUUGAUUUCAGGUAUCUCAAACUGGUGGAGCGUCGAGCGCAGAUCGAGAAGCUGCUCUCUAGCAGUGGCGGCAACGUUCAAUCGGAAGGCAGAGUCAUUCUUGCGAGCGAUGACACUUUAGAAUGGGGCUUCUCUAAGGAUUUGAUCAAGGGUCUGGCAAAAGACUCCAGGAACCUCGUCGUCUUGACAGACAAGCCGCCAAAAUCUCGAGCGGAACAGCCAUCAAUAGCAAGAACCCUGUGGGACUGGUGGACAGAACGUCAAGAUGGCGCCACGGUGGAGCAGACGAGCAGCGGCGACAGCAUCGAGUUUGUGUAUGGCGGCGGGCGAGAGCUGGAGAUUCAGGAGGCCAAGAGACAGGCCCUCGAAGGAGACGAAUUGACCGUUUACCAGCAGUGGCUAGCAACGCAACGACAGCUUCAGGCCACACUGCAAAGCGGUGGUGGAGCAUCAUUGCAGGCACCGGCAGAUGCAGCUGAUGACGUUUCAUCAGAAUCCUCCUCAGACUCUGGCGAAUCCGACAAUGAGCAACAAGGAAAGGCUCUCAACAUCUCAACAACCAUGGGUCAGGCAACACGGAAGAAGGUUGUGUUGACGGACGAGGAUCUGGGCAUCAACAUUCUGACAAAGAAGCGUGGUGCUUAUGACUUUGACGUGCGAGGUAAAAAGGGCCGUGAACGUUCUUUCCCCUUGGUCAUGCGCAGGAGGCGUGACGACCAGUUUGGAGAUGUCAUUCGCCCCGAAGACUACCUCCGAGCUGAGGAAAAGGAGGAAGAUGUACCUGACACCGAAAUGCGUGGCGACGAUGACGAGGACCGACUAGGAAAGAAACGCAAAUGGGAUGAUGCAAGCACCAAGGGCGCCAACAAACGCCAAAAUGCAAAGACAGCUGGAGACGACCGGGAUGGCACGGCAAGCGAGGAUCAUGUGGCUGAUGAGCUGGAUGACGUGGAAGACACUGUCGAGGAAGAGAUACAAGGACCUUCAAAGUUGAUUCUAUCUUCAGAAAAGGUCCCAGUCAACCUGCGUAUCGCCUUUGUCGACUUCAGCGGUCUACACGACAAGAGGAGUUUGAACAUGCUUAUACCACUAAUCCAGCCUAGAAAGCUGAUUCUGGUCGGCGGUACGACGGAGGAGACCACAGCGCUUGCAACAGACUGCAAGAAGGCUCUCGCUGCGCAAAUCGGCGCAUCAGAAGAAACCGUCGUCGAUGUUUUCACCCCGUCCAUGGGCACCUGGGUGGACGCUAGUGUCGAUACCAAUGCUUGGGUGGUCAAGCUGACGGACAGCCUGGUCAAGAAGCUCAAAUGGCAAAACGUGCGGGGCCUCAGCAUCGUCACAAUUACAGGCCAGCUCGUAGCGGAGGCUCUGGCAAAGGAGAAGCUGGCGGAGAAGGACGACGGGGCCAACAAGCGGCAGAAGACGGAGGCGGAGGAUGCCGAUGCGGCCCAGGAAGACGCCGACGCCGAGGUCGAAGUCGUGCCAACGCUGGACCUGCUGCCGAUGAACAUGGCCUCGGCUGUGCGCUCGGUCGCGCAGCCGCUGCAUGUCGGCGACCUCAGACUCACGGACCUGCGGAGGGCGAUGCAGUCUGCGGGGUACACGGCCGAGUUCAGGGGAGAAGGCACGCUCGUCAUCAACGGGGCCGUGGCGGUGCGGAAGACGAGCACGGGCAAGGUGGAGGUGGAGAGCGUGGGCAUCACGGACGCUGCGACGAUGAUGCAGCACCGGAGCACAUUCUACGAGGUCAAGCGGAUGAUUUACGACGGUCUGGCGGUGGUUGCUGGUGCCUAA